Messenger RNA from Castor canadensis (American beaver), 2492 nucleotides. It is a transcript of the gene Txlnb, whose product is annotated as taxilin beta. Gene Ontology annotation, molecular function: syntaxin binding. Lineage: Eukaryota; Metazoa; Chordata; Mammalia; Rodentia; Castoridae. The record is from RefSeq and is a predicted model, not a curated record.
GUGUGUGUGUGUGUGUGUGUGUGUGUGUGUGUGGUUUCUCUCUCCCCUGUACAGACACAGCCCUCUGCCUGCUUCUGCUGUGGCAGCUCUCCCUGGCUUUCUGCUGCCUCUUUCCUCUCCUUUCUCUUCCAGCUUAGCUCCUUGCCUUCUGACACCACUUCCAUAAUGGAAACCAGUCACUCUGAACAGCUCUCAGCAGAACAAUCAACAGUCCCAGGGGACAGUUCACCACCAGCCAAUCAAAAUGUCCUGGGGAAACAACAUGGUGAGGAUUCCUCAACCUCACUCCGAACAUCAGAGCAAGAGGCAAGCGUGCACCCUGAAAAGGGAGCUCAUGAUAUCUCUGAAGAGUUGAAUCGACAGCUGGAAGACAUCAUAAGUACAUAUGGAUCUGCUGCCAGCACAGCAGAGAGAGAGGACACUGCCAAGGUCAAGGAGCAGCCUGAAACUGCAGAAGCACCUGACAAUGAGGAUGGAGACUGUGAAGAAAUCACUGAAGAGGCUGAAAAAGAAUCCAUUGCUUCUGGAGAGCCAUCCACAGUCAAAGAGCCUGUCAGCAAUAAAGAGCAAAAGAAAAUCCUAAAAGGAUUAGGCAAAGAAGCCAACUUGCUGAUGCAAAAUCUGAACAAACUGCAAACGCCUGAAGAAAAACUUGAUUUUUUAUUAAAGAAGUAUGCUGAAUUGUUGGAUGAACAUCGCACUGAGCAAAAGAAGUUAAAACUCCUACAAAAGAAACAGGUACAAAUCCAGAAAGAAAAGGACCAGUUACAAAGUGAACAUAGCAGAGCUAUCCUUGCCCGAAGCAAGCUGGAGAGUCUGUGCCGGGAGCUGCAGAGACACAACAAGACACUGAAGGAAGAAACACUGCAGCGGGCACGUGAGGAAGAAGAGAAAAGGAAGGAGAUCACGAGUCAUUUCCAGACUACCCUGACAGAUAUCCAGGCUCAGAUAGAGCAGCAGAGUGAGCGAAAUAUGAAGCUCUGUCAGGAGAACACAGAGCUCGCAGAAAAACUGAAAAGCAUCAUCGACCAGUAUGAGCUCAGAGAGGAGCAUCUGGACAAAAUAUUUAAACACAGAGAACUGCAGCAGAAGCUGGUGGAUGCAAAACUUGAGCAGGCACAAGAAAUGAUGAAGGAAGCAGAGGAGCAACACAAUCGAGAAAAGGAAUAUUUGCUGAACCAGGCAGCAGAAUGGAAGCUUCAGGCUAAAGUGCUGAAGGAACAAGAGACUGUGCUGCAGGCUCAGCUUACUCUCUACUCAGGAAGGUUUGAAGAGUUCCAGAACACACUGACAAAAAGCAAUGAAGUAUUCGCCACUUUCAAACAGGAAAUGGAUAAAACAACUAAGAAAAUGAAGAGGCUGGAAAAGGACACAGCCACGUGGAAAGCCCGGUUUGAGAACUGUAACAAAGCUCUAUUGGAUAUGAUUGAAGAGAAAGCACUGAGAGCUAAAGAAUAUGAGUGCUACGUGAUGAAAAUUGGGAGGCUAGAGAAGCUCUGUCGUGCAUUACAAGAGGAGAGAACCGAACUCUACAAAAAAAUCAGAGAAGCAAAAACUCCUGAAAAGGACAACCAAAGUCAGCAUGGCUCGGAUGAAGAGUCAGAGUCAAACAUCUCUGAGGAUAAAGAGGUGGAUGCAGAGGAGGUUAGCAGGGUUGAGGACGCUGUGAGAAACCUGGCCACGGCCUUCAUGGUAAUUCACCAUCCAGAGUCCACCCUCAACCAGUCCCAAGAAAUACAACCAGAACUGGGCUAUCCUCAGGGUGAGCAUGACCCUGACCUACAGGAACCCCAACAACCCCCUCAGAUCCCUUCCCAGGCUUCAGAGAGUCCCCUGCCUCUCCCAGCUCCUCAGGCUGAGGCUGGAGGGAGCCAUGUGGCCGCACCUUCCCCUGAAGCCAGUAAUCUCCCCAUAGGGUCAGGAGCUGAGCUCCAGGGCCAGGGUCUGCCCACUGGGACACAAGCUUCCAGCCAUACCCUACACUCCCCAGGCCAGGCCUCCUUAGUCCAGGUGGAGGCAAAUGGUCCCCCUCCACCACCCCCAGCAAGUGAGCAAGUUGCAGUGGGGGAGGCUGGAUGUGAGCUUAGGGAACAGCCUCCAUCCACAGCCUCAGAGGAGCUGCCCCCGGGGCCCUCUCCCAGGCCCCAGCUGCCCAAAGUGGCUGACACCAAUCUGGAAGGAGUGGACUAAGCAGCAUCAUGCCUUUGGCCGCUGCUCUCCUGACUUUGCAUCUUUAUCAUAGCAGACUAUCUCUGAAAGAGAUGUCAAAUGCAAGAGUUAUGAUGAAGACUUUUUAAACGUUAUACAGAGCACAUUCAGCCUUUGUUCUUCAUUCUCAAUUUAUAACUGAGGUGGCGCUUUUCUGUUUACCACUGAGUGAUAGUAUAAUUUUCCCAACUGGUAGCAAAAGAUACCAAUAGCAAAUUUAUAUUGCUUUUCCAUUAAGAUGGUACUUGAUUCAAUUUAACCAGCAGUAACUACAUUUGGUGUUG